AUGUGUGUGUGCGCAAAGAGAGAGAGAGAGAGAGAGAGAGAGAGAGUACUCCAGUCAGCACUCUGGGGAAGCAACAGCCUAUCCACUGGUUGCCAUCUGAUUUAUUUGGAAAUAUCGAUCCAAGCUCUGUAAUAAGAAUAUUAUUUAUUACUUUUACCUGAGGAGACUUUAAGGGCAACUUCUCAACAACCUGUUGCGUUUCUCUCUCUGGUGAAAAUGGUGAUAACGCCGCUGACACCCCCCUGCUUUCAUUCAUAAGCGGUGACAGGUCGCCUUUAGGCUCUGAUGUGACACAGAGGAGGUUCAGUUCAAGCACACGGUGUCCUUUGAAAAAAGAGAGGAGAAGUGAACAGGACGAGCUGUGGGAGGAAUACAAAUUAUUCCGCUGAAAGAAGAACCGUCCGAGGAGGACAAUGAGUCGAGCUGCCGGUGUGAAACUGAGGAAGAGCCACUGCUGCUGCUGCUGCGUUUAAGGUCGGCGCUCCGCUUCAAGGUCCGAGGAGAGGGGUCGGGAGAAUACCGAGUUUAAAGUGUUGGAAAAGCUCAUCUGAACGGAGGGAUGACGGUCAAACUGGACUUUGAGGAGUGCUUGAAAGACUCUCCGAGAUUCAGGUAAGAAGAGAUUCACCUGUCAAGCCGAAAAUGAAAGGCUUGGACUCUGACUUUCAGCCGAAGAUGAAGGUUUGUGUUGCAAUACUCUCUCUGUCUUUAGAGCAGCAUGUGCAAAAUGGGAAAUAUGUAUUAUAUAAUGCCUGCGGUUUCUCCUUAAGUGCCUCCAGUCAACAUGUGGAUUGUAAUUAGUUUGUUUUGUUCUUAUUUAUAAACUGUUGGUGUAGCUUCAGCUAACUAUGAACAACACCAAGACAAGUUUCCUUAAAGGUUGAUAAAGUAUAUCGUACGGUGUGGUAUCAUAUUUAAUCUCAUCGUUUUGUAUCGUAUCGUAUCGCGCCAAAUCGCCGUAUAACUGACUGAUUCGUAGCAUACCAUAUGUACAUACUUCUUAGUGUAUGGGAUUGUUAGGUAUGAGUAAUAUAUCUAAUCUUGCCAUAUUGCAUGGUAAGUUAUUGGAUUGUAUGUUGUUAUAUUACACUAUCAUGUUUUAUCGCAUUCUGUUAUAUCUUGCUUUAUAAUAUCAGAUCAUGUUGUUUCCUAUAGUAUCAUAUCAUUUAGUUUGGUAUUGUAUCACAUUACAUCAUAUUGCCCAGGGUCCCAAAGGUUGUUGGUUGUCAUGUGACUGCAAGUGCCAGAGUUGAAAAAGGGAUGCUUGCAAACAUUCAGGGGUAAAGCACUUAUAUUAGAUUUAAAUACUUAGACAUAACUCUUGAAACUAAAUGGGUAACUGUUUGUUGUAAUGCCCACGACAGAAUAUUUUGAAGUAUUUGUGGUAGAAAGUGACGAGCUGCCACACAUUGUUCGCUCACACGCCCUUAAAGACCUCAUUCAAAGCCUCUCGAGUUAAUAACCGUGCUGCUGCAGUAGCUCUACUGUAUGUCAGACUGAGUCUACAAUCAUUUUUCUUUCCACACUCAGUCAACAUGUGGUGUGCUAAUCAAAAGGGAAGUGUGGCUAAAUUGGUUUUGCAAGCAGCUCGAGAAGGGAGCAUGGCAGAACUUGGGUGUGCCUCCCGACAGUUUUUGGCCUCAUGCCUGAGUCACAGCCGCUGGUGUCCCUACCAGCUGAUCUGGCAUGUUUUAAAUCCCUCAGCCCCCUUUUUUUUUUCUCCCUCUCUGUUUGAGUCCACGAAGCUUGAGCGUUGGUGGAAAGUUUGAGUAGUUGCAGCACCAGCGCUGAGGUUUUCGUGUCAGGCCUGGAGAGCAGGGGAAGGAAAGAGAGGGGGGUCAAGUUAUUACACAUUUCAGGACUGUGCUUGAAUACCAAAUUCUGAUUGGUCAAUACCCCACAGCAUUUUUCUGUUAUUUCCAAAUCGCACAAGUCGAGAGCACAUUCACAGACUCUGGUGGACUUAAAGGGAUCAUUUCCAUCCACUGGGGUCCUGCUCCCCCUGCUCCAAUCCACAAUACUGACAUUGCAGUUUAGAAAAAGGCAAAAACAAGAUUGAAAACCAAUGAGAGGAGAAUUAACUGUCUCUCAGAAUCCGCUGUUGCUAAGUGACGGCAAGGUGGGAGGGCAACAGGAAGUGAAGCGAGAUGUUUUGAGGUGAUCAACAGGAGUGACAGGAAGUGUGUUUUCUGCGGGGAGAACCAUGGCGGAAACUCAACUUCAGCUCUGUCUUCAUCUGCUGUCUGGCCCUCCGUCCCGCAGGCUUCAAAAAUACGACAUUAAUUCAGAUAAAAACGAAAAGGCCACAUUCCUCUUUAAUGAAAAAUACUUGAACUUCCUCCCUCACAGCCUCCUGUUGCCUUUUUCAUCCUCUCCUCUCCUUCGCCGACUUGUCAUUCAGUGGUAUUUCAAGAGGACAUGACCCCAGACACAAACACACACUGAAAACACAAACAGUUACUCUCUGUUUUGGCCCUCCUCUCUACUCUCUCCGCUCAGUCUCGCCUCUUUUUUCUCUUCCUCUGUCUUUCUCUCUUUCUGUCUUUCUAUCUCUCUGUACUGUUGGUGGAAGGCAGCGGAAACCACAUGGUUGAACUGCUAGUAUGUGCAGAGACAAAUGAUACGUACUGUGAGGCCAAACACCAAAGAAGUAGCCGUGCACAGGACUUCUUUGUGCAUGUUUGAGAGAGGUUUUGGAGGCCCGUUUUUGUCUUCAUAACAAAGUGUAUUAAUAAGUUACUGGGCAACAAGCAGGCUGCAUGUUUGCUUUCACGGCUGAAAUCCUUGUAGGAAGGUUCAUCCGGCAGACUCACUGUUACAGUACACCAACGCUCUGUUCAUAUGUCAUUAGUUCUUAACACGAAGCUGUGCUAAAUACUUGAUUCUGAUUGGUCAAAAUCUAAAUAUACCCUAAUACAGUGGUUUUCAACUUGUGGGUCCCGACCCAAAAGUGGGUCAUGAACACGUUCUGGAUGGGUUGCGAACAGCUGGUCAAAAAAGUAAAUAUAUAAUGCGCAUCUAAUGUUUGACAUGUCUUUUAUUUUGAAAAAUAGCUCGUUUUGAAAGGCAGGCGUUAUGUCGUGGUCCUCCUCGGUUUCUUAUCAAUGUGGCCUGUAUGCAGUAAAAAUAACAUGUUUUUUUUGGUCUUUAUUUUGUGCAGUUUGAUAUUUAUUCACUUUUGUCCAUGCCUCGUUGCAUGGUCCUCGUCAGGUUCUUCUGAAUAUGCUCUGAAUGCAGAGAUGCAUACAAGUCAAAUUUUUCAUUUUGCUGGUCUCCAUUUUGAGCAAUUUAAUAUUUGAUAUUUUCUGCAACUUCAGUAGUUGUCGUCCUCAGUUCACGUGCUCUGAAAUGCACUUUACUCGUUAACAUGGGUGUAUUUAUGUUAAAGAUUGGAGUCUUUAAAGGUUUUUUUUAUAAAAAAUAAAUUUGCUUGAUUUGAAGUUUAUAAAAAUGGGUCAUGACUUAAGGACCAUGGGAAAAUGUCGGUCCCAGAGUGAGACCAUUUGAGAACAACUGCCCUAAUAUGUACAUAAGAAUAAGUCUUCUUAAAGGUACCUGGCAUAUUUCACUUAAACCUGUUGACAAUGUGACAAAAAAAGCUUGUAAGGCUUGUAAAUAAUGACAGACAACUCUAGGAUCAUCAUGACUAGAGAUAUGGGGACAGAUCAGGGCUAAAUAUUAUGUAUGAUGGAAGAAUAUUUACUUGAGAGGAAAAAUUUAAGCAUUCUGGUUUCUCAAAACCCCCAUGGAAACUCUCAUAGAAGUAAACAUGCACCAGCAGGUCACUUUAAUCCAGUAUCAUUGUGGUUUGAGUUCUAGGCACUGGGGAAUACUCAUAUCUUAAUCUAGUAGGGUAUUGUUAAUUCAUGUUAUUAGUACAAGAUUGUUGUUGUUUCGGUGCAUCAUGGCUGCAUUUUCUCAAAGCUCAUGCUUAUCUGCAGGAUGCUUCAAAGUCUCCUGGAACUGUUGAGCUAAUAUGGCUGCUUCACAGGUAUAAGGUUAUGCAUCUGAAACUAGGGCUGGGCAAUACAUGGAUCCACUGUUGAGUGAGGAAGUUGUAUAUUGGCCAUUGAAAAUAAUGUAAACAGAGUUUUUCGUAAAAACAAUUGGAGAUUUUAUUGUUGGUCCAUUUCGCCCAGCCCUACGGAAACCCAUUCAAGACUAGGCAAAUGCUGCAGAUACUUGGUAACUACACAACUGAGGCGCCAUAGCUCAUUAAUUCAGAAAUGAUUAAUAAUUGUGAAAACAGCAGAAUUUUUUUUCCAAGCUCUCCUUUAUCAAAAGAAGAAGAAAAAAUCAGUCUAGACCUGUUGUCUAUGAGAUGUUCUUGCCCACUCUCUCUCUUUCUCAUAAGUUUCUGAGAAGUAUGUUACUUUUUAAAGAGCAUACAUUUAAAGCAACCUUUGACCUUCUAUGUUCUGUCUGUUUCAGAGCUGAAAUCGAAGUGGUCCAAAACGAUGUGAGUGAACUCGAGACACGACUAGAAAAGGUGAGAAGAAGCAUGCACCUUCAUAUCUUUGUCAUAUCCCUGCUUGAAUCUGAAAAAUGUAACCGCUUACACACAGAGACAGACAUCAGUUGUUUCUAAAUACACGCACUCCUCAUGUGAAGUGAGAGGUGGGCGGUGGUUUUUGAUGUAUUUUUCACCUGACAGACAGCAGGAAGUAUCCAAAAGCACUGCUUCCUCAUGGUAUUGUCCUCAAACAGAGAGAACUAGUGUUUGUUCUGCUUUCUUACAAUAAUGGAUAUUUCUUAUUGAUUCUCUGUGUUCACGUAAGUUUCAGAUCUGUAACAGUAACGUAUCUGUUCCUGCACAGUGAAUCAAAAAGCGUUUGCAGCUGAUGAAAAAAACAAAGAUUUGGAAAUUCAGAGGAAAGUCGUUGCGUGUUGAGUAAUAUGUGUCGGAGCAGGGAGAUGAAGGGAUUUAGAAAAUCUUGACUAACAGGGUUCAAUCCCUGAAUUUGCCCUUGAGCAAAAAACUGAAGUUGCACAGAAGCUGCUAAAUGUCCCUGUUUGACCUCUGAGCCACGUUAUGCUAAAGUUAAGGUCAAAUUAACAUAGUUUGGUUGUAUCUAAUAUCAUUGCUUUGGUUGGUUCACUUUUACUGCUUUUAAAAUUUAAGUUUUAUGAUAAUUUACUCUUAAAUAUGUAUAUUUGUGAGCAGUCACAUGUAUAAAACUCAUCCUGUGUUGAUGUAAAACAAAUAUCUCUAUGAAGAGUUGGUGCAGGACAGAAAUAGAGCGCAUAGAAAAGCAAAUAUUUGACUUUUUUGCUUAUGAGGCCACAAACAUUAAUCUAAAUUUUCCAUUGACUGUGAGAUAAUAAGUAUUAGCAUACACAUAUCUCAGCCAUGAGCCUAUAAUUUCAUUGCUGUAUACUUAAAGUCUUGGUUUUUUAUAUUUAGUUGCACCGUUUCUUUAAGAAAACUAAAUAUUUGUUAUCAGACCACGAUACAAAAGAGCAGGUACUCGAGUUUCACCCUGUAAUUUCCAGUAUGUUCUCGUUGUACUUCAUUUAAUGCACUCCAGAUGAGAGCUAACAGAGCUGGAGGCUUUAUCCAGCACGGCUGAUUAGAAAAACGUCCAACUCUGGCUGUUUUAUUGCCCUAAUGUGUGGACUCCUGUAGAAACUCCUCAUUAUGUUUAAUUAUUCAUACCGGCUAUAACCGGCCGUUCCUCAUUUUGAGUGUGCUUCGCUGAGUAUCCAGGAGGAAUUUCACUGCAUGUCUUUGUCAUCCAGCUUGUGAAACAAUGUCAGGCCAUGCUGGAGGCGGGCAGAGCCUACUGCCAGACCAGCAAGAGCUUCGUCAACGGCUUGCGGGAGCUCGGACACAACUGCUCAGGGGACAACAUGAUGGAGGUGAGAAGAGCGCGGUGGCAUAUGGAGUCAUCAGAGAGUUAUUUAUAAACUCCUGUUAAAAUUUUUCACCCGGAUGAUGUCACGUCUACUCAGAAGACGGUGUUUAGUUUGACUUUUAGGACAUCUGGAGGCUCCCUGGUUGAUUUGAUUCAGUGAAAAGCUUCAGUCUUACCACAGUCUGUAUAAAUAAUAGAGGGACUGACAGCUCCCUGAAAGUGAAGCCGAAAUCUUUAGAGCUCCCCCUACUGUUUGGUCACAGUAUAAGUCAUGACCCAUGUUGACAGAUGGAAUAGGGGUCAAACUUUAAAAUGAAAAUAAAAGUAAAAUGUAUGUUUCUGAACAAUAAAUAACUUGUUCUUGUCAAGCUUAUUACCGUCCCAAUUCUCAUGUUUCUGAGAAGCUUACGCUGCGUCACAGUUACAUCGCAAGUCGGAUGUUGGAGCUGAGAAUGACGUUACACCCGAGUUGACGGUGUUCCAGUAAACAAAUCGGAAAACUAAGAUGGACACCUACACUUACCAUUGUUAGCUGUUGUUUACAUUUGUCAGUUGUUGUUAGCGGUUGCCGUUGUUAGCUAUACCAGUGGUAAACAACACAUAAUACAGUAUUUUACUGGUACAAACACCAUAGCACCGUGUUUACAGUUAGACGUUGGGCAGAACAACAUAAACCACUUAUUUAAUUUCACUAAAACAACACAGAGUGCUAAUAAAUAAAACAUCACGAGAGCUUUCACUGUUACUCUUCACUGUUGAUGCACUGCGCUGCCAUCUUAGAUUAUGACGUCAUCGUCAAGUCGGGGUUGGUGAGGAUCGUCCAACUUUCUGAGUUGGAAAUGUGACUUCAGGGGGGCGUUCCAGAUGAAUUUUCAAUUUGGACCUCGGAAAUUCCAACUUCCGAAUACAACUGGAGUGCAGCAUUAGUUUUAAUUAGCUACUUUAUAGAAUAAAAAGGAAUAAACGUUAAAAAUGUCAUCAUUUCAAAGACAUUAUUUCAGAUAUGAGGCUCUCAGAUACAGUUUUAGUCUCUCAUUGCAAAAAAUAAAACACAAUGACAAGCUGAGAGGCUCUGUUAAAAUAAAGCUGGUGGUCAUAGUGAAGAAUUUAGAAGUGAAAGGGUAAAAUAAUUCAGUCAGGAGGUUUUGAGGAACAAAAGCUAAGCUGGAAUAAGAACAAAUACUUGACUACAAAGCCUUAAACGGGAUCAUAACUGCAGUUUAAUCCAUCUGUCCUGCAGGAGUGUCUGGAGAAAUUUUCCAAGAAGCUGUCCAUCAUCUUAGACGCUCAGGGGGUGAGUGAGUCUGUCUGCCUGUCUGUCUGUCUGUCUGUCUGUCUGUCUGUCUGUCUGUUGUCUGCCUGCCUUUGACCUGCUGUUUUCUUACCACGAUCUCAUUCACAGUCAUGACGCAUAUCAGACGCAGUAUGUGGUCGGACAAGGCUGCAGCCUGCUGUCUGACGCCUCAACAGCCGACAGUUAUCUGCGCUCACUGUGAUACAUCUGCCUCUGUCUUUUCUCUCCCCUUUUAGGAAGUGAUUGAGAUCACACAGAAGUCCGUCAAGACCAAGCUGCAGAACUUUGUGAAAGAGUGAGUGAGCCGUUUCAGCAGCUAAGUCCUUCACUAAGCCUCCUUCGUCGAACAGUCGCUUUAGGAGCUUUCAAACCUUUGAUUUUACUUCUCUGCGUUUUGUCUGACAGUCAGCUCGAAUUAGCGUGAAUAAAAUGAGGACGACACGAUAGAGAGGAUGUCUCAAAGCAUGUGACAGAAGUGAUAAGCUGGAUAGUUUCACCAAGGACACACUUUCACUCUGGUUGAAUCGUCAGAGCUCUGUUAUCAAACCGAGAACAGGGACGCGCUAAUGCUGAUACUGUUUUCUCAAGCUUGAUUCAGCAGUAUGAUGUGAAGUGAAUAACACCUACAAAUCCAUAAAGCAUGACACUACAAAAAUGGCAUUUACUGCUAACUCCCACCUACACUUCAAGGUCUGUCAACACCUAAUGGAUUAAACUGUGCUCAUUUACAACAGCUUAGAGUCGUUUAAAAUCCCCAAAAUGAAAGCUUUUGUGUUGCAGCUCAAAAAAUUCGAAUAUCCUGACAAAGUUAAAGUGUGAUGACAAACUUGGACUCCAUUAUUACACCGUUGAGGAUGUAGCGUAUAAUCACAGUUGUACAGGAAGUGUGUAGAGGGCCAAAACAAACCCACAGCUGUCACAGAACCAAUGUUUACAAAACGGACACAAAGUUGAAUUGAGGAAGACUCCAAAUUAAUAUAAUGGGGGACUAAUGCUGGGUUCGAGUUACCUCGGAAGUCAGAUGUCUGAGCUGGGAAUGACGUCACACCAAAGUUACAAGCGUUUUAGUUACCAAGUCAGAAAUAAGCAAAAAGCGGAGGUGGAAACAAGAUGGCGACAUCUACGAAAGUUAUUUUAGCAUUCCCUUUCAUAGAUGUGGCCAUUUUGUUUCUGCCUCUGAUUUUGCAUUUUUUCCCACUCGGUAACUGAAACGCUGGUAACUCGAGUGUGACGUCAUUCCCAUCUCAAACAUCUGACUUCCGAGGUAACUCGAACGCAGCUUAAAGGUCCUUACACACCAGACGCGAAUUCGCCAGGCGAAUUAUUCGCCAUUAUUCACCUUUUUUUAAAACAGCGUAAAGUCAAUGCAAGCUUCCACACCGGCAGCGAUUUUUCCGCGGGGCGAAAAGCGUCUUUUAUUUUUUCGCUCUUGUGUCAGAUUUUUCGGAGAUUCACAGGCGAAUAUCUUGACCUGCUAGACCUCUGGCCAAUCAAAAGUCAUGUUGUUGAUGAUGUCACAGACCCAUGCAGGGCUGCAGUUCACACGACACACACCACCACUGGCACCAAGAGCAACAAUGGGAGGGAGUGUGUACCGCAGAGUGGUCGCCCAAUGUGUAUAAGCGAAAGCGAUUUUUCGGAUCGGCGAAUAUUUUCGCAUUUUCGUCUCGCUUUUUCGCUUCGCUCCACAAAUUCGCUGGACCAGACUGAAAGCAGAACUUCUUAUUUGACCUCUUAAAUCAAGUGCACUUAAGUUUUUUUGUUUCUAAAGCAAACUAAUCUCGUCGGAUUACACUGAAGUACUUAAACAGCGGUAUCUGUCUUCCAGAGACGUCCGUCGAUUCAAGGAUGUGCGUAAGGAGUUCGAGCGUGGCAGUGAGUGCCUUGAGGGGGCGCUGGCGAAGAACGCUCAGGCCCCGAGGGGUAAAGUACACGAAGUAGAGGAGGCGAGUAACGCUCUGCUCAACGCCAGGAGAACGUUUCGGUCUGAGGCCCUCGACUACGUCCUGGAGGUGAGGGAGAAGUAAAUUUUCACCAACUGAUUCACACCCUGCUCUAUAUAUAGAGUGUGUAUUUCACUUUAAUCUGCUUUUUUUAUCAUUUCUGGAUGUUAACAGUGUUUCUAUUUUAAGACCUGAUCUGCUGUUUUUGUUCCCAUUGGUUUGUUUUUGUUUUUAUCUACCAUACUCUCUUGACGGUCUUAUAUACUUGUGACCUGCGUGUGAAUGGGUGCAUUCAAACUGAAUUUUGCAUAAAAGAAAGCCUUCACAGAUUCAAUUUCAGCUUUGAUCGCAAAAAUGAGAAAGCAGAUAAAGAAAGAGUAAACCCGGGGGGGACAGAAACCUUCAAAUACUCCAAAAGCAUGGUCAAACUUUUCAAAGCCCUGAUGGAAAAACACUAAAUGAAACGCUGGAUUUCAAACAGCCUGGAAGCAGCUGAAGGUCUGAUUAUUGUCGCACUGAUGUUUGGGAUGAAAACAAGUCCGCCUCAGGGCUUCUCUCCAGACUCGUGGUUGUGGCUCCUGUUGGACAGCGAGUCUUUUUCUUACGAACACUAUAUCUAACCGCUGUUUCCUUUUAUUACAGAUUAAUGUCAUCGAGGCCAAGAAGAAAACAGACAUAGUGAUGGCAGUGAGUUCACAUUGACCUACUUUGAGUUUCUUUUGUUGCUUUUAUGAAUCAUAUACUCUAAAUAUAUAUAUUUAACAUGUAACAGCAGUUUUCUUUUGCUUCCUGUUAGAUGUUGUCAAUGAUGGAGGCCCAGGCCCAGUUCUUCCAACAUGGACACCAGUCGUUGUCAGAGUUGGACGAGUACAGACGAAAGCUGAGUGAUGAGGUAACUGCUUCAUCUGCAAUCAUCUGAACCAACAGCAGAGUCGUUAAUAACAGAUUCAGCUUUGUGCAAAUUUUGACCAGCAGACGCCUCGCUUGGCGUUAGCUUAAUGUUAAAAGAACAUUGCAGGGUUCCUACACAGUUGGAAUUUCCAUACUUUUCCAUACGCUACAUUUUAGAGUUGUCUGUGGAAAUAUCUACUUUUCUAUUUUGGAAAACAGUAUUUUUUUUACUGUGGUAAUACUCUGGAAACCCAAAUAGUUUUCCAUACUUUAUUUUUCAUUUACCAUUGAGCAGAGUGGGGUAAGAUGAGCCAUUUUUUAUAUAUCAGAUCACUACAUCAAGGCAAUCAUAGUUUUGUCUCUAACUAGUGUAUCUGCAUAUAUUUCAAGAUGUUGUGUAUCCCUGCAAACCAACAGGAUGAGUGUAAACAUAAAUGUCUUGAUAGUAUAGCAUGCCAAAAAAAAGUGGUCUCCUAUGGUCAACUUACCCCAUAGGAGCGGGGUAAGUUGAGCCGUAUCCCUACCACCACCUCCACUCUCAACCCAUGACCUCCCUCACCUUCUCUCUCCCUAAAUAUCAGUCAUUUUUAUCUAUUAUACACUAUUCAACUGGUACAAUAAUUCUUUUUAUUAUUAUUGCAUAUAACUGCUAAAAAGCUGUUGUGUAAAAAGCCAUUUUAACAUGAGAAUGUCUUCAAGUGAUUCAGAACAUUCACAGCUGUAUAUUUGGAAAGAAAGAGUAACACAUCUCAACAAUCUGAACUGAAACUCUGAUCCUCUCAUCAGAUUUCUUUACUUUCUCAAAUGGUCGACUUUCAUGCUAGGUUUUUGACAUAUGACCAUCACCCAUGUGCUUCUGACCUUCACAGACUCCAUGAAUUGAUGCCCAUCUCCUAAAUAUUUGGUUACACAAUCAAUUUCUUUUGCCAUUUCCAAGCAACAGAAGGUGGCUCAACUUACCCUUUGGCUCAACUUACCCCACUCUCCCCGACUGUUUAAGACCUGGAAAUUUAUCAAAUUACUUCCAUACUUUUCCAUACUUUCAAUACUUGCCUAGGAACCCUGAAGUUAGUCGUUUUUAGCUGUACUAUCAAAGACGUGUUGUUUUCAGAAGUCCAUAUUUGUGCAGAGAUGUUCAUUUGCAACAAGCCUCAUGUUGCCUUUCACGCUAAGACUCAAAAUUUGAAUGAAUUUCUGAGGGGUUUUUGUUGCAUCAGAUGAUUUCUUGGCUUGGCUGCAGAGGAGUCACAAGAUGACAUCACACUUUUCAUCGUGACAGGAAAAAGUGACUGACAACAGGAAAUAUUUCAACGGCUGUGCGUGCGCGCGUGUGUGUGUGUGUUAGUCCUCCGACUGUCCAAGCUGGAAACUUCACCACUUAGUCAGCCUUCAACAUCAGCAGUGUUAUAUUUUAGAGUCUUUCUUUUUUUGCUUUAUCUUAAGAAUUUAAAACAGGAAAUGAAUUAGUCAAUGUUCUCUUGCCAAAUCAAACCACAACAAGGCGCUUCCUGUUUCAACAGGAAAUGAUAGGAGCAAGAAAACGCAGAUGGAGGAGAGACAGUGAGGAAAAUGACACGAAACAGACUCUCCUCAAGAAAAAAAACAUCAAUGUUUCCCUCAGUUUGGCUCAGGAUGUAGGAAAAGGUUCACCUCUUCCUAAGUCCUGUUUCCUGGAGUCUGGAGGAGUGAUUUACAACCCUGAACUUAUGAAAGACAAACUGUCACUGUAACUCAUUUUUACACGAGCAGAUGACAGUUUUACACCCCAGAUAUCAUCUUAUUUUCACUAGUUUUAGUCUCUUCUUUUGUCUCUUUUUAUAACAACUUAUUAAGAUAUUAAAAAAGAGACGGAAGAAGAAGUUUUUGAAUCUUUUACACAGUCAUGCAUCAGUGCAGAUAGUUGAUUAGAUUAUAGCUGGACUAGCUGGUGAAGAAAACACCUGACAGGAAAACUGAGCAUAAUUCAAUUAACGUAGGUUUACUGGGUCUGGUAAAUGGUGAUGAAAUGAAAACUGGUUGCCAAUUGUAGCUAAAACCACCUGAACUAGCACCACCAGCCUUUGGUCCCCCUUACAGGUGAAUGAACCCUAUUCGUUAUCUUAAGUACCAAUUAACCCUGACCAGAAAUUUGGUCUUCUUUCUCAUGAAAUUACAACUUUAUUCCUGUAAGAUAACAACUGCAGUUUUGUCCAUUUACAACAUUAAAGCACCUGUGUGGAACUUUCAGUUUGUGCCAAUUUUGGCGCCCCCUGUGGACAAACUAGUCUUUUCUUGUCUUGUUCUUAACAUGCUUUUGCCGUGUCGUACAACAAGAAAUCUCCUCCAGCUGACUCUUGACAGUUAUAAGUGUCAUUUCCUGAGAAUAUUUUAUGUGGAAAUUAGAAAAAAAGGCGGUUUCUCUCGCUGCUUGGCGGACACCUGCCCCCUAGCACCAGCAUGACGCAUAAAAAAUCCCCGCAUUUUGUGGCUAAUUUUGUACAUCAUAAAAAAGGCAUCAAUAUGAAUUUUAGUCCGUUUUGUUGACAUAAAAAUAUUACCCACAGGGGCUUUAAUUUUAUUCGUAACAUGGCUUCAUUCCUCCAUUGUAAAACUUUAUAUGAACCAGUUAUAAAACAUUUGAAAUAGAUCAUCACAGAGAAGCUAAAUUUCAUAAAAUUAGUUCUGUGUUUAUACAAAAAGGGAAUAAUGUUAAUUAUUUGAAGAAUCAACAGUCCAGAGGCUAACUCAAUUUGUUUUUCUGUCCUGACAGCACACUCAGUUUGUCCUGAACUCUGCCCGGGAAAAGAGGGACAUGGAACAGAGACACGCUGCGAUCAAGAAAAAGGUCUUACAUCCACAAACUCGACAUUUUUACAAACAUUUGUACCACAUUACACCUCUAAUAAAGUCAGUUAUUCAGCGCACAGUAAAGGAAGAGCUGUUGCAUAAAGACACUUAAGCGACACAGAGUAACUUCUCUUAUACAUUUUCAGGAUGUCUCCUACGAUGACUCCAUCAUGGAUUUUAACGCUGAUGCCGCUAAUGGGAUCGCCAUGGAGGGAUAUCUUUAUAAGAGAGCCAGUAACGCCUUCAAGACGUGGAGCAGGUACAAGUUUACCCACCAAGAGUCUGAUAUUAAUCUUUACUUUCUUUGCCUCACUAAAUGACCUUUUCAUGUUUUUUCACAACUUACAGACGGUGGUUUUCAAUUCAGAAAAAUCAGCUGGUGUAUCAGAAGAAAUUCAAGGUAAUUUUUUUAAAAGUCACAAACUAUAUUAGGCUUUAAUGCAACUUUGAAGGGACAGAUCAAAAGAGCUUGUCUGAUAUACUUUAAAGCUCCUGUGAGGAAUUUUGGUUUGUGUCAAUUUGGCGCCCCCUUGUGGAUGAAGUUGUCUAUGCUUAUUUUUUCCUCUACUUUUACAUUUUUAAAUUUGUCAAAUAAAUCAUGAAUUGACAAUAUUUUAUUUGGAAUUUGUAAAAAAAUAAAAUAAAAUGAAAAAUGAAAAAUUUCAUGAGUGUCAAAAAACUCCUUACAGGAGCUUUAAUCUUGCUGUAUCACUGCUGUAGCUUUUCCUUUUCCUUUUGUGCUAUAAAAACGACCAAACAAGUUCUCACAACAGCAUGCUCCGUCUGGGUCUCUCACAGGACCAGCCCACAGUUGUGGUGGAGGAUCUGCGUCUUUGCACAGUGAAGCCCAGCACUGAAAACGAGAGAAGGUUCUGCUUUGAAGUGGUCUCUCCAUCAAAGUGAGUUUGGUUGUGUUGUUGCGUUCACACGUACGUGAGUCGGGGGUGAUGGCGGUUAAUUUUUUAAGUGAUAAGCGUGGGCUUCAUGUAGACGAAGAGGGGACAAAGUUCUGAGAAAAUGUCCAUGUCACCUCUCAUGUAUUCAGCAAUUUGUGUGUGUUUGUGUGUGUUUGUGUGUAGGUGUUGUUUGUUGCAGGCAGACUCAGAGAGACAGCAGCAGGGCUGGAUCAGCGCCGUCCAAAACAGCAUCGCAUCAGCCUUUCAAGAGCACAGAGAGGACCCACACAGCCCUGUGAGACACACACACUCAUCAAAAAGACACACAAUCCCCACGCAUUAUACUCCACUUCUGCGUGUUUCAGUGGGAGUUUAACUCCUCAGGAUUACAGGAGAACUUCUCAUAGUGAGUCCCUGUAUUUAUGUGUGUGUGUUAUUAGAGACAGCGCUGCAGCUCAAUGUCGGCGAGCACUUUGGGAGGAAGUGGAGGAGGAGGAGGCGGAGAUCAGGAAAAGACAGCCUGUAAGGCGCUGGAUGAGGUUCAGGCGAUCCCAGGGAAUAAGCAGUGCUGCGACUGCGGGGAGCCCGGUCCUGAUUGGGCCUCCAUCAACCUGGGCAUCACGCUUUGUAUCGUCUGCUCAGGGAUACACAGGUAUGACUACGAACACACACACACACACAAGCUGAAACACACACACUCAGCCAGAGGAAAUAGCUUUAAUGCUGUCCUCGUUCUACAGGAGCCUGGGAGUCCAUUUCUCCAAAGUACGCUCCCUCACUCUGGACUCCUGGGAGCCUGAGCUCAUUAAGGUAAUUUAACCUUUUAACUGCAGCAGCUCCACAGCCUCAUUAUCACAAUAACAAAGAGCUCCACUGAGCACAGUGAUUAUGCAAUGCAUUAUGUAACCAUCACUUAAAUUGAGCAUUUCCAAAUAAAGCAUCAAAACAAAUUCUCUUUGGUUGUUUUUUUUUUAGUUGAUGUGCGAACUAGGAAACACGGUGAUCAACAGGAUCUAUGAGGCGAGGAUCGACGAGAUCACUAUCAAGAAGCCCCACCCCUCCAGCCCCAGGUACGAACAAUCAAUGUCAGCUAAUAUUAAAGCUGUAUUUGACUAAUUUUUAACAUGAAUUUUCACAUCUUCACGAUCAAAGUCAGAAGUCAACUUACCUCAUACACGGGGUAAGUUGACCAUAGGAGACCACUUUUUAUAGGCAUGCUAUAUUAUCAAGACUGUUUUGUUUACACUCAUUCUGUUGGUUUGCAGGGAUGCACAACAUCUUGAUACACUAGUUAGAGACAAAACUAUGAUUGAUGUCGUGAUUCGAAAUGUGAAAAAUGGCUCAUCUUACCCCACUCUCCCCUAUAAACAUAAUUAAUCUGGCUUCAUUAAAUUAGAUUUCUUUUUUUCAUUAUAAUGAAUGUAGUUUGAGGGUUUUAAGGUGUGUGUCUAUGCUUUACUUUUAAAACCAGGCAGAAGUAUCCACUUCCUGUCUAUAAUCUUGGUGAAAACUGUUGUUGAGGUCUCGACUUGGCUUUAGCAUAGCUUUUAGUAGUUGCUAGUAAAGACCCCUCCAAUGAUACGAUCAUCUUUAAAAUAAUAAAAGUAUGGAGGUAGGAGGAUUUAGACUUUUAAAUAAAAUGUUUCACAAUAGGAUUAUUUUGGUUGCAUUAUGGGAAAUGUAGGAAGACUCAUCAUUUCUGUUUUAAGACUUGAGCGUAAAAGUGAUUCCUUUAGAGAAAGUAGAACAUCUAUUUGACUGAGGUUUGGUUUUCCUUCACCUGCCUCUCCAAAAAGUCCUCAAACAACAAAGUAACAUCUGUUAUGAUAACAGUAACUUACUGUUUUUUUACUGUAAGCAUUAGAGGAACUUUUGAUGUGUUUUACUUUUCUAUUCUUUCAAAAUUCAUUCCAGAUACCCGGUUACAUUUACUGUCAGACUUUGUUGAGGCUUGAUGCAGCAUGGUUGGUGUUAGGUCUCUGGGUGAGAGGUGGACCACAACUGAUGGUUGACCACAUGGAUAACUGUUGCUUAACGGUGCAAAGUAAAAAGUGCUGAAGUAAAGCGAAUAAAAAUAAACUCAACUGAGUGGAAAAUAUAUCAUGAUGUGAAAGCAGAAAGCGCUAUAACGUUCUAUCUUCCUUUCUUCAUGGUGUCUUUAAAGUUUGCACUGAUGCAUCGACUGAGUCAGUAUUUUGAAAUCACUGUGCUGAUCUCCUCCUGCUGUUCUUAUGGUGUCACUACAUGAAGCUUUCACUGAUGAACUGCACUUUUUAAAGUUUUUAAAGUUUCUUCCGGGUUGAUUUUACUUUGAUCGAUUCUUCCUCGGUGAAACUCUACAGAAGCUUGUAAGACACAAAAACGAACUUUCGCUCUGCGGUUUACAGAUAAGUGCAUCCGUGGGCUAAUCUCUCUAGACUUAUUUUGUGACUUCCUCUUCUCUCCCCUGUGUUGUGUCACAGCAGGCAGGAAAUGCGACAGGUACUCGAUGCACAUGGUUAACGUUGUGACUGAUGUGUCCUCAGGAAACUCACUGUGAGGCUGCAUGCUUUUCGCAGCAUGAGGUUUUAGUUUUUCAUGUCUUCGCCUUCACUUUUUGGUUGUUUUUUUAAUCCAUUUAAUGCAAAGUGGGUGUUUUAAAGCAGUAAAACACUUUUGGGCCAUAAUUGAGUGAAAAGAAGACCUAAACGGUACUAUCGCAAGCUGAAUUUAUGACUUCAUUAAGAGAGACUGAGUGCGUCAUGGGCAUGUGUUAGCAUUCUUGUCUCACAGCUGCACAAGCAAACUGUUGAGUCAAACUGGGAGAGUGAAGUGAAAGAGAAACAGCCUGAGAAAUGAAGCACUGCAUGUCGCCCUCUUUUGUUUUCUACAUUGCCACGUUUUGUGAGUGAUUUGUGUACCGAUUUGAUACACCACAUCUCACCACUCAUUCCUGCCCCUCAGAGGAGACAAGGAGUCAUGGAUUCGAUCAAAGUACGUGGAGAAGAAGUUCAUCCAAAAGCUCCCUGAAACUGGGAGGAACCCCCCGUUGAGGAGGUCAAGCGCCAGGAGAAACCGUGCCGCCACGCAGGACAAGACCGUGCAGCGACCGCCGCUCAAGCCCAAACCGAACCGAGCCACCUUGCCUCGAGUAACAGGUAACAAUCCUCAGACUUUUUGAUCCAGCAGGAGUCAAUUUCUCCUUCUUGUCUGCUAUAUUUCAUGUCUCUCUUUCUCUUUUUUCAGGGUUGAGCCCAAGUGACAUCCAAAAAAACAACUUAGGUGUUCACAAAGGUGAGACGAAGCAAAGUGACGCCCAUAAUGAGCCUGACACCAUAAACAAGCAUCUUGAAUACAUCCCCUCUUUUUCCUCAGAUGAAGAGGAGGACGUUGAAGAUCUGAGCGGCCUUCAUCCUGGAGCGUUGCUAUAUCGCUCAGCGGCUCUGCAGAACUUCCCCCUCAUGGCCGACGCUUUGGCCCACGGAGCCGACGUCAACUGGAUCAACGCGGCAGAGGAGUCCAGCACGCCGCUUAUACAAGCCGUCUCAGCUGUGAGGACACCUUUGAGAUCACCUUUAUAUGUGAUGUUGAUAAUGAUGAUCCCCAGAGGAAGUAUCAUUUGAUGGUAUAUUGCCCUGUCCUUUAGCGCCCUCUUCAGGUUAAAACCUCCUCUUGGUGGUUUCCAUCAACUUUGUUGCGCUGGAUGAUGGACCAUCAGGGGAUUUUACUGUUUUAGCACUUAAAUGAGACAAGUUGAGAUGGAUCACCGGUGGAGCUAACACAUUUGCCUUGUCUUUGUUAGCCUGUUUAGACAAGAUGGUAGCGAGAGGGUCAAGUAAGUUGUUUGGACUAAAUGUGUAUAAUUAUGAAGUCAUCUAAAGGUCCUGUUUCUUCACCAGAAUGCACUAGCUGCUUGCGAGUUCUUGCUACAAAACGGCGCCAAUGUCAACCAGGUGGACAGCAACGGGAGGGGGCCGCUUCACCACGCCACCAUCCUCGGUCACACUGGGUAGGUUACACUCACUAAUACACAUUCAUAUACGCAAAAAAAGAUAGGAUGAUAUAUCUUAUAUCAGACCUGGGCAUUUUACAGCCUGGGGGGCCACAUCCGGCCCCUUGGAUGUCCCUGCCUGGCCCUUCGUGAGGUCCAUCAAUCAAAUUAUCAACAUGCAAUACAAGUGUGUUGCUUUUAUUUUGAAAACCUAGCCGUUGUUUUAUUUCCGUUUGGACACAUGUGUACAUCCUAGAUCUGCAUUCGUGAACAGAGACAAGUUUAAACAUCGGCAAAAUAUACGUAGACGCCUCAUAGUUGCCAAGUUCGCUUAUUAUAAAAGACUUUGAGCUUAUUUCUCUCAGACGUCAUUUGUAAAACUGAGUCGUGGGUGCGCAUUUUUGGGCUUGUUUUUAACUAGUAGUUGCUUAUUUGGGCUUGCUUUUCUGUACAUGUGAACCUCCCUGAUUUGAAGUUGAAGUUACUGUUGGUUCGGCCCUCCAACACAGUUCAGGUUUCUCCUGUGGCCCCACGUAAAAAUUAAUUGCCCACCCUGUCUUAUAUAUAAGAUCGGGUUAAUCUACCUCCAUUAAAGCAUCUCUGAAAAUAGAGGGGAAGCUUUAAACAGUCUGCAAACGUAAAGACCGGCCUAAAUGUCCUUUCUUUAAAAGGUUGACCUCACACAGAUAUUUGUGCAAGAACACUCACACAUAUACAAACACAUUUUGGUUCAAAUUUUGGCCUGAAACUAGUAGAGAAACUUAUGAACAGCUUCUGAAGGCUCUCAUAGAAAAACUAAAGUGAGGACCAGGCAAAAUGCCCCGCAAUGAAUAAAGGUCCUCACUUCAAAAGGUCAACUUCAGUCUUUGGUCCCAGAAUUGUUGCUAUGCAAGAACACACAUGCAAACACAUAUAACAUUACACGACAAGAUAACAUUUCAUUGUAAUUCUAGUGCUUCUUUGAAGAAAGUGAGGAUCACAUUUCCUUACUUUUCUAAAUAGUCUUCUUUCCACAAUUUUAUAACCCUUAGUGGUCCUCACAGUGAUGGGUAGACAAACGUAUUCCCUCACACAAGAAAGAGUAUAUCAACAGUCUCAUUUAGUAUUACCUGUAACAGUGAUAAAAGAAGGUAGCUAAAGUUGUCUAAAGAGCAGAUGAAGUUUUGUUAGGGAGGCCAUCACCAGCACAUUUUAACACCAUGUAGUUCCACUAACAUAAACCAGUGACUGAUCAGAGGCUAAUAUAUAAGUAAAACACACAACCAUUGACAGAGGACGUCACAGAGACAAAAUCAGACCCUGUCAAAGGUGGAGUUCAUGGACAUGAGUGCAAGUUCAGGAAAAUAAAGACUGCACUUUACAAACACACUCAAAGAAAUCUACUCAAGCCUUCGGGCACAGUGCCCAGAACCAUUAACAAAGCUGAAUAGAUUCAUCUGUCUCCACUAAUGACAGCACCAUGUUGUGUGAGGAGGGACAUCCCAGUAUAAUGGAAGUGAUAAAUUGAUGCAGAAUACAAAAGAGUCCCUGGAAUCACAAAAUUACGACUUUUUACAGCUUGACUUGGGGGCGUUUUUUUAUCUUUACGUCUCUUUGUGCUGUUGACAUGAUUUAUAGACGGGGAUGGUUUUGUUUCAGAACAAGCUAGUCACAGCAGAAUCACACCAGUAAAUAACUUAAGUCGAAUUAAACCAGGGUGUUUAUUUGGCAAACACUAUUUAUCUGUGCCUGCACCGCUCAUCAGAGAGUCAGUCUGGCUGUAAUCUCACUUGACCAGGAUCAGAUUACAGACAUUUAUGUUUGCAGCAUACUGAAGAAAAAGGUCUCACUGAAGACGAACUUAGCAAAGGUGUUCAAAGUGUCCAGAUUUGGAACUUUUUCAGAAUGUCCCUCUUUUUUUACAGUCCUGAUAUUGAAACUGGUACUUUUUUUUGGAUUGAUAAAUAUUUUGAUUUAUGUCAGAGUCCUUCAUGAGCCUACUUUGUAUGCCAUGAAAUUUACAAACAUAUGAUUAAAACAAGAUAAUUUAACACAUCUCAGGACAUGACGGGAACCAGUUUUAGAUACACCUUCUACAGACAUGUAUCUUGUCAAAAAUCAUGAUGAACCUUUGCCACCCUGAGGUGUAGCGUAAAAUUGUAAUGAACGCUGUAAGGGAGAGGAACAAUGUCGUGGGAGAGAUAAAAGUAAGUAAAAAAGUGAGUAAAAAACACCCCAAAUAUGUUUAGAACAACAAAUGAACUUUAUUCUGUGGAUUCUUCUUUUUUUAGUGUCACAACUCCAGCCCGCCUCCUUUAUCCAGGCUGGGGACUGGCAAAAAUGACUCAAUUGAGACAAUUUGGCGGAGUUACCAAGUAUAUAUUUUUUUAUUUUACUUUUUUUUUUUUUUUUUUACGUUUCUAAAUUAAUCGAUAGAGGGGUCUGAAAACUCGCCAAAUAUAGCAACACGGCUGUAAGUUGGCAACACUGGCUGUGAGGUUAUGAUGUAUGUGUGAAUAAUGUGCUCCUAUCCCUGAUGUCCCUGGGUGAUAUAUGGCCAAAAGAAUGUAUAUCAUGUGGUGAAAAUUGCAGGAAAAUGCGUAUUUUUGUGAUUUAAAGAGCUCUAGUGACUUCCAUGUUGGGUGGGAGUGGUUAACUUCAUGAGCUGCUAGACAAUAUUUAGCUAGGCACCUGGAAAGGUUAUCAUACAAAAAUAUAAUCUAGUUUUGAUGCUUAUUUUUGGGUCUAAAGGUCAUUACACACCGCGGCCGACGCAAAUAUAGAACGUGAAAUUACGAAAUUUUCGGAAAAGAAUUUUGACGUGCCAUUUUGACACAUCAACCCCGAUGCGAUUUUGCGACUUUCCGGGGGGAAAAAGACGCAUCCUGGGUGGAAAUGAGAAGACUGACACAACAGCAGACUGACUGUUUUUCAGCUCUGAUUAGACACUCGUGUUGAGAUGGCGGUCUGUAGCAUGUAGCAUACGAUUCUGCUGGACUAUAGAUAGCAUGUACUGAGUCGGGGCCAGUAGCAGAUAUUAAACACAUUAAACUAUAAUCCAUAAACGUGAAAAUACAGUGAAAAUACAUAUGGUAUGUUGUAUCUGAACAGGUUAGCUUACGAGCUAAAGUUACUUAGCACAGAUGAAAGUUAAAACAAAGACGUUUAUCAAACUGUUAAAGCACACAAACCAUCGUCAUAUGAGAAAUCCGACACUAUGACUCUCCAUGAGUUGUCUUUCAGGUCGUUAUCUUUGUAAUGUUUGUGUCUUUUAUCAAAAAGCACUCUGUUCCCCAACACGUAAACAAUCAGCUGGUCGGCCAUGUUGGAUAUACCGGUGAAUCAGACGUCGCGACAACACGCAAUCUCAUUGGUCAGAAGUGGACACACAGUAUGCGAAACUUUAAAAAAUCAACUGUGAUCCGAAAAAAAUAAAUGCUGCGAUAUCGCAGGACGGGAAAACGUCGCUGAUGUGAAUGCUUGUAAUGACAGGAUACGGGUUUGAAAAAAAUAUUGAGGUCCGAAAUAAUCGCACGUAAAAAAUGGUCCCGGUGUGAAAGGAUCUUUAGGUGUAAAAUUUUUCAUUGAUGCUGCAAAGGUUACAUCAAUAUAGGGGUUAAUAAGUGAAUCUUAAAAAAACCACGUCUUCAACCUAGUUCCUAUGCUUGAAACCUUUAUAAAGUUGAUUCCUUAAAUGGUUCCUGGGCCUGUAGAAUAGUUUUUGCAGUGGAAACAUGCGUUUUACCUGAUUGUUGAUGGAUCACUUUUGAUUUUUGAUGUGUUGCUGAUACAAAUAUUCCCUCUCUUAUCCUACUUUUUGCCGUCUCAGGUUGGUUUGUUUGUUCCUGAAGCGAGGCGCAGACUACAACGCCAGAGACAAGAACCAGAAAGAUCCCAUCACUAUAGCCGUGGACAACGCCAACGCUGACAUCGUCACAUUGUGAGUGUUUCAGACGGGAAAAAGUUCUCGAGGAAGGUUUUGUUAAUCUCAACCAGAACAAAAGUAUUAAUCAAACUUCUUUUCUUCUUCAGGCUAAGGAUCGCCAAGAUGAACAAGGAGAUGCGAGAGAUGGACGGGGCGUUCGGCCAAUCAGGUCACACAGGGGGGCAGGGAUCUGGGGGUUUACUGGGUGGGACAGGAGGCGGACUAGGCCAUACGAGGAAGAGCCUCCAAGCUAUAAAGAACCAUAUCAGUGGCUGGGCUUUGGGAGGGCAGGGUGAUUAGUGCAAGUUAAGGUCAAACCAGGACAAGAGACGGAAAGCUUAUUUUUUUUAAGCUGAAUGUGAAAAGAUGUUUGUGUGAUGUUGUUGGGCAUCGGGAAUCGCUGGUGACGUUUAUCUGCAGCAUCUGCAGAGAGAUUAUCCCUCCGCACAUGUCGGUUAAGAAAACAUGCGUCAUCAUUUCUAAGAUCACUAAAUGGAAAACUGAGGGAGCAGUAGAGCCGAGUCUUUUUAAGCUGUAAAACACAGGGUAUGACGGUUACAGCAGGGAGUUGACUGAAAACAGAUGAAUGGAUCGAUAUUCAUGAACAAAGAAGGGACAGCACUUUGACUAACAGAUGCGCACAACACUACGGUUUAAAAACCAUCAAAUCUCCAGUUUUUAUUGUUAGUAAUGAGCACUACAUGUGGUUCCUCUUAUGCUAAACUUAGAUGUUUUUAUAGGAGGCCUGUUUUAGAGCGUUUUUUUUUUACUGACUUAUUGUAUAUACGGGGUAUUUUUAUACUCAGUUUGCACAGCUUUUUCAGAUGUGUAUUGGACUGUUCAGUUUUGUAAGCUUAAUUCAGUUUUGAGUCUAACCUCAAGGAUGAUUUUCUCCUGCUAUUCUGUGAAUAGUGACUCAGUCGGAGCUCUGUUACAUAUUAAGUUUUGUGUAUUUAUGAGAAUUUCAUGCUGUCAGUCAGGUCCAACAGCCCUCAGACUUGAGGUUUUGUUUGCAUAUGUCUCUUUUUAAAGCUGCACACUCCAUUCUUUCAUGAUAACACGGCUUUUCUGGUGCUUUGGUUUACAAUUCCCUCAUGAAGGAAUGGAAACAUGAUGCUUUUUCGUCUGCUGCUGGUCAGUAUUUGAUGUGCUGUGCUUUCUCAUUGUGUGUGUGUCUUUGCCAUCUGCCCUGCUGAGAUGUCCAGCUGGUCUCAUCUGCUUGUGCAGUGUGCCCCCUACUGCAAACUCAGAGGUAAAGACAGUGCAUGUGCAUGCUGUUCUGUGUGUGUUUGUUCAAGCUGCAUGCUUCCCGCUGUAGGGCUACAACUCUAAAGAGUGUUCAGGAAAUAGCUGGUGGAUUUGCAGCCAUUAAAAACCGUCCUCUUUCUGGAUGACAGAUGUUGCGAUUCAAACACAGAUGUGUUUUGUUAAAUAGGAGGAUGUGCUCUAAAAGAAAGCCAACAAAUGGAAUCCAGAAGGGACGGCGCUGAUUUGAAAGUGGAUUUUUAAAGCUUUUAAAACUGGAAAAUUCACGUUUUCUUUCUUUUUUUUCUUUCCAGGUGAUGAAACGUAUCACGACAUCUUCAGAGACUUUUCACACAUGGCCUCAAACAACCCCGAAAAGCUCAAACGCCGCAGCGCAGACCCCAAAACUUAACCAGCUGUCAGUGCUGCUGUUCACACUUGAUGCUUUCAGGCACAUUUAGACAACAUGCGCACACGAACACACACAUGCAUACACAUACACACACACACGUAUGGUUAUCCCUGGCUGCCUGCCACAUGUUCAGUCAUCGCUCAGCUGGUGUUGACUUCAGAGGGUACGAGCCCUCCCAACAGUGAAUUCUUUGUGCUUACACGUCAGAGCAGAACAAUCGUGUCUGAGUGGGAAAAGCUUUACGAGAGCAGCAUGAGGUGUCUUUACGAGCAGCAGAGGGUAACGCCACAGCUCUGCCAACAUUUCUCUGUACAUUAUUUCCAAUGAAAAGGGCUGUUUUUGAUGUUUCUCUGCAUUUUUCUGUUCUGAAAUGUUGCUAAAGUUGAUGCAGUCUGAUUCAAUGUCUUCCACUGAUCUGUGAUGUCCACAUUUUUUUUUUUUACAUUUGGAAAAUUUACAGACACUUUUUUGCUAAACCAAGAGAGGUACUUGAAAUUUGUAUCAAGAGCAAAUAAAGAGCAAAAGCAUCAAUUCAAGAACUAAAGUGUGUCACGUCUAUAAUCACGUUUUGAUUUUAAAAAACGCCAGCAGAGGGCGCCAUCAUCUUGUGAUUGAAUUUGUAUUUGCUCACUGAGGAUUAAAACCAAAGCGCAACAAAUAAAGGCCUGUUUACACAAAA
Molecule: messenger RNA, 23915 nt
Organism: Xyrichtys novacula (pearly razorfish)
Lineage: Eukaryota; Metazoa; Chordata; Actinopteri; Labriformes; Labridae
Source: the annotation of a GenBank genome assembly